This is a messenger RNA of Stegastes partitus (bicolor damselfish), 833 nucleotides long. Its product is annotated as dynactin subunit 6-like. Gene Ontology annotation, cellular component: dynactin complex. Gene Ontology annotation, molecular function: dynein complex binding. The transcript has 7 exons. Gene Ontology annotation, biological process: mitotic spindle organization. The coding region runs from base 56 to 640 and encodes 194 amino acids. The record is from RefSeq and is a predicted model, not a curated record. NCBI's taxonomy places the organism in Eukaryota, Metazoa, Chordata, Actinopteri, Pomacentridae.
AGCUGCGGCUGCGCAGGACGGACAAUCGAUCCCGGAGUGAUCGGCGGGCAGCAGGAUGUCGGAGGCGAAGCAGAUAAUGGCUCAAAAAAGCGCCAAGAUCGCAGCUGGAGCCGUAGUUUGUGUUGAGAGUGAGAUCAGAGGAGACGUGACCAUCGGAGCCAGGACGGUGGUCCACCCCAAAGCCCGGAUCAUAGCCGAGGCCGGACCCAUCAUCAUAGGAGAAGGAAACCUGAUCGAGGAGCAGGCACUCAUCAUUAACAGCUACCCAGAGAACAUCAUGCCGGACGCUGAAGGAGUCGAGCCCAAGACGAUGACCAUCGGCACCAACAACGUGUUCGAGGUCGGCUGUGUCUCUCAGGCGCUGAAGAUCGGAGACAACAACGUGAUCGAGUCUAAAGCCGACCUCGGCAGGAACGUGAUCCUGACCGGCGGCUGCAUCGUGGGCGCCUGCUGCCAGGUCAACACCUGUGAGGUCGUCCCCGAGAACACUGUGGUCUACGGGUCCAGCUGCAUCCGCCGGGUCCAGAGCGAGAAGCCUCAGCCUCAGACGCUGCAGCUGGACUUCCUGAUGAAGAUCCUCCCCAACUACCACCACCUGAAGAAGACGGUGAAGGGCGGCGGCACCCCGGUCCGGAACUGAAGCAGGAACCAACGGUUCUGUCAGCUUCUGGUCUCUGAUGUGUGAAAACCAGCUUCACUUUGCUUUUAGAUCCAUUUUAUGCCUGUUUAUGACGCGUCUGUGUUGAUCAGUGCUCCAGUAAAUAAAUGGUUCUGCUUGGUGGCCACCAGGAGGCGCCGCUGAGCAGCUCUGUGACGCUCUUUGUUCCAUCAAA